CUGGCAGAACCCCACCAACAUGCGCUUGAUCAUCGAGAAAGAUGCCAACGCCGUCGCUGAAUGGGUCGCUGCGUAUGUGGUGAAGCGCAUUAAAAAAUUCAAUCCCACGCCGGAGAGGCCGUUUGUCUUGGGUAUGUCCACGACAGAGUGUUGAGCGGAUUCAGCUCGUGGCAAUGCACUUAGGUUGCCCAACGGGUAGUUCACCGUUGCCGACGUACAAGCGACUGGUACAAUAUCACAACGAACGUAUUUUGAGUUUCGAAAACGUGGUCACGUUCAACAUGGACGAGUACGUCAACCUACCAAGGGACCACCCAGAGAGCUACCAUACCUAUAUGUGGACGAACUUUUUUCAACACAUUGAUAUCAAGCGUGAAAACGUGCACAUUUUGGACGGCAAUGCGCCAGAUUUGGAAGAGGAAUGCAAACUGUACGAAGAGAAAAUUGCGUCCUUUGGCGGUAUCGAGCUAUUCUUGGGGGGCAUUGGUCCCGAUGGCCAUAUUGCCUUCAACGAGCCUGGUUCGUCACUGUCGUCCCGCACACGUGUGAAGACGCUGGCGUACGAUACGAUUGUCGCGAACUCGCGCUUCUUUGGGGGCGAUAUGAACCUCGUGCCCAAGAUGGCGCUUACCGUGGGCGUGGCCACGGUCAUGGAUGCGCGUGAGGUGCUCAUUAUCAUCACGGGUCACUCGAAAGCGUAUGCGUUGUAUAAAUGCAUCGAAGAAGGCGUCAACCACAUGUGGACGGUGUCUGCGAUUCAAAACCACAACAAGGCCGCGAUCGUGUGCGAUGAAGACGCAACCUUAGAGCUCAAGGUGAAGACGGUCAAGUACUUCAAAGGGCUCCACGAGACGAACAUGAGGAUGCUUGCGAAGUGAGCAUUUUCGACAUGGUUUACAACUAGUAGUUACUAGUAGUAGGAUCUCUGGAUGUGGGGCAAACCCUAACUUUUUCUGGUUAUUUUACA
Messenger RNA from Aphanomyces invadans, 967 nucleotides. RefSeq names its product glucosamine-6-phosphate isomerase 1, variant. Gene Ontology annotation, biological process: N-acetylglucosamine catabolic process; N-acetylneuraminate catabolic process; D-glucosamine catabolic process. The record is from RefSeq and is a predicted model, not a curated record. The transcript is spliced from 3 exons. NCBI's taxonomy places the organism in Eukaryota, Oomycota, Saprolegniomycetes, Saprolegniales, Verrucalvaceae. Gene Ontology annotation, molecular function: glucosamine-6-phosphate deaminase activity; identical protein binding. Gene Ontology annotation, cellular component: cytoplasm. The coding region runs from base 174 to 878 and encodes 234 amino acids.